GAAAUAAAAAUAAAUGAAAAGGAAAAGCUCCUCCACUUCUCAUUACUCUUUCUCUUUUCUCUAUCUAUCUGCCACACAUCACAUCCUCAGCAGUCUCUCAGCAAUAUUUGCAGCAUUGCAGCAGGGCAAUGCACUGCUGCUCUGCUUCUCAGUCUUUGCAGAUUAGCUAAAAAGCAAAAAUAAAAAUAUAGUGACAAGAAGAAAAUGAAUCCCCAUUUCCCCACCUCCCCAUUACUCCCAAACUUAUUUUGCUUUCUCGGAUAAUAGAAAUAGAAAUUAAAGCUUUUGAUUUGAUAUCUUAAAAAGCACAUCAAGAAAGGGAGCAAGAAAGAAAAAGAAAAGAAAAGAAAAGGGUCUCUUUCUUUUGGAGUCUUUGAUCUUUUUAAUGAGUCUUCACUCUUGACUCUCUCCUCUUUUUAGUAUUAAGCUAAUGCCAGAGUUGCACUAAUGCAGUCAUGAAAACCACCCUCUUCUCUGACCCAAGAAAGAAGAAGAAAAAACUCCUCUCUUCUUUUCUCUAUCAUACAAUACCAGUUUCCUAAAAUCUUUACUUAACCUGUUCUUGUUAGUUAGUUCAUUCUGAAGAUAAAAUGGUGGGUAUAAUAGAUCUUAAUACGACAGAGGAGGAUGAAAAAACGACACCAUCUUCUGGGUCUUUCUCUUCUCCAUCUUCUUCUUCUUCUACUUCUGCUGCUUUAAGUGCCACUAAUUUAAGUUCUGCUCCUGUUUCUGGUUCUGUUUGUUUGGAGCUGUGGCAUGCUUGUGCUGGCCCACUGAUAUCUUUGCCAAAGAAAGGGAGUGUGGUUGUCUACUUCCCUCAAGGCCACUUGGAGCAACUCCCUGAUUUGCCUCUUGCUGUUUAUGAUCUCCCUUCUUAUAUCUUUUGUAGAGUUGUUGAUGUUAAGCUCCAUGCAGAGACAGCCAAUGAUGAAGUUUAUGCUCAAGUUUCUCUGGUUCCUGAUAGUGAGCAAAUUGAGCAAAAGCUGAAGCAAGGGAAACUUGAAGGGCAUUGUGAAGAGGAGGAUGUGGAAGCAGUUGUGAAGUCAACAACAACCCACAUGUUUUGCAAAACACUUACUGCUUCUGAUACUAGCACUCAUGGAGGCUUUUCUGUCCCACGCCGAGCUGCUGAAGACUGCUUCCCUCCCUUGGAUUACAGUCAACAGAGACCUUCACAAGAGCUUGUAGCCAAGGAUCUGCAUGGUUUUGAGUGGAAGUUUCGACAUAUCUACCGAGGGCAACCACGGAGGCAUUUGCUCACUACAGGAUGGAGUGCUUUUGUAAAUAAGAAGAAGCUUGUUUCUGGAGAUGCUGUUCUCUUUCUCAGGGGUGAUGAUGGAGAACUGAGAUUGGGAAUUCGAAGAGCUGCACAAGUUAAAUGUGGUGCUAGUUUUCCAGCUCUAUGUAGUCAGCAAUUGAAUCAGAGCACUCUGACAGAUGUCGUUCAUGCUAUGUCUAUGAGAAGUCUUUUCAACAUUUGCUAUAACCCAAGAGCCAGCUCAUCAGAGUUCAUUAUCCCUUUACAUAAAUUUUUGAAGAGUCUGGAUUAUUCUUUUUCUGUUGGAAUGAGGUUCAAAAUGCGUUUUGAGACAGAAGAUGCAGCAGAAAGAAGAUAUAUGGGAUUGAUAACAGGAAUCAGCGACCUAGAUCCUGCUAGAUGGCCUGGUUCAAAAUGGAGAUGCCUUGUGGUAAGGUGGGAUGAUAUGGAGACUAACAGGCAUAGCAGGGUUUCUCCUUGGGAAAUUGAGCCAUCUGGUUCUGUUUCCAGUUGCAAUAGUUUUAUGACACCUGGUCUGAAGAGGAGCAGGUCCGGAUUUCCUUCCUCAAAGCCAGAAUUUCCAGUUCCUGAUGGGAUUGGUGCAUCAGACUUUGGGGAACCUUCAAGGUUCCAGAAGGUCUUGCAAGGUCAAGAAAUUUUGAAUUUUAACACUCUUUAUGAUGGUGUUGAUCAGAAUCGGCAUCCGUCUGACAUAAGGAGGUGUUUUCCUGGCUCACGCAGUUCUAUGAUUGCUACAACAAGAAAUGGUGCCAGAGACCCAGUUGUGAACUCUGACGUUUCCUAUAAAAGCAUAGGCUUUAGUGAAUCUCUUAGAUUCCACAAGGUCUUGCAAGGUCAAGAAAUAAUUCCAAGUUCUCCUUUUGGAAGAGCCCCAGCAAGUACUAAUGAGGCUUGUGAAAAUGGUUGCUUUGGAAUCUCUGAUGGUGUUCAAAUGACAAGCUCAAGAAAUGGAUGGUCUUCGAUGAUGCAGGGUUACAAUACUCGUAUUCGUCCACCUGCACAGGUAUCUUCUCCGUGUUCUGUGUUAAUGUUCCAGCAAGCAAGCAAUCAAGUUUCGAACCCAAGUCCCAGGUAUGGUUUUAACGAUCUGGAGGAGCAGGGAGUUAACACCCAAAGCUGGUUUCAUAAUCCUGAAACAUGUGGUGAAAAGCGCAUGUCUUCCUCACGUUCAGAGCAUAUUUUCAGAAGGAACAAUCAGUGGGGAAUGGACUCUUUUAGUCUGUCUCAUGAGCAUAGCCAACAUGGCCUUUUACAGCCUUUAGUAGCUCAACCACCAUGUAAGGGUGGCCAAGAUUUGGUGUCCUCGUGUAAAAGCAGCUGCAGACUUUUUGGCUUCCAGUUGACAGAGGAUAGACAUGUUGCUAACAAGGAUGACAGCUCUAUUCCUAUGGCAUCUCUGAAUGCUGGAUCUUUUAUGCCUCAUGCUGGAGAGCAGUUCCAUCUGAAGCCUCCAGCAAUAACUAAUGCAGUUGGGAGCAGUUGUACUAAAGGAAUUCUGCAACAGAAUCCUGAAAAUUAUCAUAUAUACUAACGAUGAUGUAGUAUUGGCACCUGAGGCAGAAGAAGGCCUACAGUUGCUUGGAUGAUGCAACAUUAGCUUUUGAGAAGAAAAAAAAAUGUAAUUAUUUUUCUAAGGUAACAUUGGUUGUCUUCUAACUCCCUUGGAUAUGAAAAAGAGCAGGUUGUACUAAUCUAUUAGUAUUAGGUUCUUAGUCAUGGACUAUUGCUGAAGAACUUGUGUAUUUGUGCUUGCUGGUUCAGGCCUGGAUGGAAUUGUUAUUUUGGCUGAUGAUUUACCCCCACUAGUUACCAAGCUCAUAGUAUCUUCUGUUCAAUACUAGCCUGCUGAUGCUGAAUUA
Molecule: messenger RNA, 3138 nt
Organism: Ricinus communis (castor bean)
Lineage: Eukaryota; Viridiplantae; Streptophyta; Magnoliopsida; Malpighiales; Euphorbiaceae
Product: auxin response factor 3
Exons: 11
Coding region: 591-2810 (739 amino acids)
Biological process (GO): regulation of DNA-templated transcription; response to hormone
Cellular component (GO): nucleus
Molecular function (GO): DNA binding
Source: RefSeq, a predicted model, not a curated record